Molecule: messenger RNA, 3670 nt
Organism: Aspergillus eucalypticola CBS 122712
Lineage: Eukaryota; Fungi; Ascomycota; Eurotiomycetes; Eurotiales; Aspergillaceae
Exons: 13
Coding region: 280-3507 (1075 amino acids)
Biological process (GO): regulation of DNA-templated transcription; glutathione catabolic process
Cellular component (GO): plasma membrane
Molecular function (GO): glutathione gamma-glutamate hydrolase; DNA-binding transcription factor activity, RNA polymerase II-specific; zinc ion binding
Source: RefSeq, a predicted model, not a curated record
UUCUCUUAUUUCCAUCGUUCCAUCUCCAACAGCCAUUCUCUAUCAUAUUUCUGCAUUUGGGCUUGGUCUGUCCGCUGCAUUGAUUCUCUUGCUAUCGGACUGUGUGCCGUAAUUAUUCUGAUGUUUCUCACCCCACGCACUAUUAGUACUGCUUAACCUAUUCAUUACAACCAAAGACUACCAGUACUAUCGUCGCGCAGCUUCCACCUUAACCGGAACUAGAUAAGUUUGCCCUUGACGAACUACGUCAUUCCCCUUCCGUGCCUGGCACUCUUCCGAAUGCCCUCCCGCCGCAGUCAUACCAAGUCCCGGAAGGGUUGUCUCCAAUGUAAGAAACGGCAUGUGAAGUGCGACGAAGAGACACCACGAUGUGGCCUAUGCAAGAAACGAAGAUUGGAUUGCACAUACCCUCCAUCAAGUGAAGCGGACAGCCAGCAUGCAUCCACACCCCAGGAUAUGCCUGAUGCUUUUCCUGGUCCCGAAGGAGAAUCGCAAUCAGACAGGAUGCUUGAGAUGAAACUAUUCCACCACUAUGUUACAGAGACAUACAUCACGCUCUGUCAAGGCCGUCUAGAUGCUCACCACUUCCAAGUGGUCGUCCCACGGAUCGCGGUCUCUCAUGCCUUCUUGCUGGACAGCCUACUAGGAUUGUCUGCUCUUCAUCUAGCGUACCUGAACACUCACGAUAACCGUUCAUGGCUAGAAAUCGCACUCAAAUACCAGAAUCGAGCAUGUUCAGCAUUCACCCGUGUACUCGCAGAAAUGACUCCCGAGAAUUGCGCACCAGCCUUCCUGUGCUCCAUCUUCAUUAUGCUCUGCGCAACAGCCUACCCGUGUGUUACCCAGGACAAACAUACAUUCGAGCCUCUAUCCCAUGUUUUGGAGAUUCGACAGCUCAUAGCGGGCUGCGCGUUUCUUUUCAAGCAGCUUAGCGGCAUGGAGUAUCGGGGCGACCUCCAGGGGUGGCUGAAGUAUAAGGAUGACGAGGUCGACCAAGAUGGAAAUCCCUACCAUCAAGUAAUGCUAAUAACUACAAGUGCCAUUUUGGAGUCUUUGCAGCGGGUGCAAGACAAAUUCACCAGCCUUGGUGGGCCGAACCAGACUACAUACCAAAAUACGAGGGAUAUUCUUCAUGAAGCCAUCAAACGAUGGCCGUUCGGUGGCCCAAACGGUGGCAUCAUUGCGUGGCCCAUAAACAUCAGCGAAGACUACAUUGCUCUGCUGAAAAGUGGAGACUGGGUGGGCCGCGUGCUAUUUCUACACUACGGGGUAGGAUUGCACCUUCUCUCCGACAAGUGGUUUGUCCGCGACUGGGGCCGGCGUCUUAUUGAAACAGUCCUGCAAUCGGAGGAAGAUAUCCCCCCUAUUUGGACCGAAACCAUUACAUGGACAAAGGAGGCCAUAACUAGCGACAAUGAUGUGACACUAUCAAGUAGUCAAAAGUCAAAGCAAAGAUGUGAGGCUGGCAUCCACAAUCCCUCGCUGCUUAUCUCGGCCAGGGCUGUCCCCGAUAUGGCCGGGGUGAAGGCUUUCCUUCUUUCUUUCUCGCGGACGUAUCUACGCUUUCGCUUUGACCCUCCCCAACCCGACGUCGAAUUUCUUUGCGGCAUGGAGACCUACCAGCCAAGGCAAAAUUCGAGCCAAGAUGCGGAGAAGCAGGUACUUAGACCGAGUCGCUCUGUCAACCCUCUUUCGUGCAACUUUGCGCGAUUAUUAAAUUGUCGACCCAGCGCUUCAACUAUGUUCCGCCUUGCGAAAUUCACAAUAUUGUCGACUCUCCUUUUAACCAUAAUAACGAUACAUCUGCCAAGUGUGCUCACCUCGCCUCUUGGAUCUGCGACUCGCCGGCUUGACCGAGCGAGUAAAUUGGAGGAUGGGAAGCGCGGUGCAGUGGCGAGCGAAAGUGCUAUCUGCAGUCGCCAUGGAACAGAUAUUAUAAACAUGGGGGGAAAUGCAGCUGACGCGGUGAGAACGAUCCAGCCGAUCUACUUAGAUGGUUGCAACAAUGCUCUGCGUUGGAACUGCAUGUAUCAUAGUGGAAUUGGAGGAGGUGGGUUCAUGCUGGUCAAGACCCCUGAAGGCUCUUUCGAGGCCAUCGAUUUCCGCGAAACUGCCCCGGCGGCCGCUUUCCAGGAUAUGUUUGAGAAUAAUACGAAGGCUUCCGUCAGCGGGGGCCUUGCAAGUGCCGUUCCUGGGGAACUGCGUGGUCUCGGGUAUCUCCACAACAAGUAUGGCUCGCUCCCCUGGUCAACUGUUGUGCAGCCCGCCAUCCAAACCGCACGGGAGGGGUGGUCAGUCGGGCAGGAUCUGGUCCGCUAUAUGAAAGCUGCUGUUGGGGACGACGAAGACUUCCUCUCUCAGGACCCUACCUGGGCGCUCGACUUUGCUCCCAAUGGAACCAGGCUCGGUCUGGGUGAUACCAUUACGCGAAAACGUUAUGCGGCCACACUGGAGACCAUCGCGAAAGAGGGCCCCGAUGCCUUCUACUCUGGAUCGAUUGCAAAGACCAUGAUAGAUGCGGUACAGAAAGCUAACGGUACAAUGACGCUUGAGGACUUGGCCAAUUAUACGGUCGCUAUCCGCAACAUCUCAGAAAUUGAUUAUCGCGGCUAUCGGAUUACUAGCACCCCAGCCCCUUCCAGUGGUAUCGUAGCUCUGAACGUUCUCAAAGUUCUGGGUACUUACGGUAACCUUUUUAGUCCGGAUACUCUGAACCUGAGCACUCAUCGAUUGGACGAGGCUAUACGGUUUGGAUAUGGAUUGAGGACUAAUCUAGGAGAUCCGUUCUUCCUCGAUGGCAUGGACACGUAUCAGGAAAUGAUGCUAGCGGAUUCCACCAUUGAAGAGAUUCGAAAGAACAUUUCCGACCAGCAUACCCAAGCCGUGUCUGCCUACAAUCCGCAGGGGUAUGAGAGUCUUGAAACACCGGGUACCUCGCAUAUUGCUGCCAUUGAUCACAGUGGGCUUGCCAUUUCUGCCAUCACGACCAUCAAUCUGCUUUUUGGCUCCAAAGUCAUGGUUCCUGAGACUGGUAUCAUAAUGAAUAAUGAGAUGGAUGACUUUUCUAUUCCCAAUUCGUCCAAUUCUUUUGGCUAUAUCCCUUCUGAGGCAAACUUCAUACGACCCGGGAAACGCCCACUGUCCUCUUGUACGCCAGCCAUUGUUACACACCCUAACGGAACAGUGUUUUUCGUCGCCGGCUCGGCAGGAGGUAGUCGGAUUAUCACUGCCACCAUCCAGAACAUUAUACACGCUGUCGACGAGGGUCUUUCAGCGGCAGAGGCCUUGGCCCAGCCGCGUCUUCAUGAUCAACUGGUUCCGAAUCGUGUCACCUUUGAGUACGACUAUGACAAUGAGACUGUGUCCUUCAUGGAGGCAAGAGGUCACAAUGUGACCUGGGUAGGUCCAGGGGAGAGCACGGCGCAGGCCAUCCGAGUUCUACCGAAUGGCACCUUUGACGCUGCCGGGGAGCCUAGACAGGCUGAUUCUGGAGGGUUUGCUGUUUGAGGGAUUCAUAAUGCAUAUGUCCACCCUGACUAUACAUAUAUGAGGGUUUUGCGAGCGAUACCUUUUGUCUUACAUUCACAGUUUUUGGACUUGGGUUGUAUUGACGGUUAAAGUAUACAUAUAGCAUUAGACUUGAAUAUUGAAACGAAUCAUGACAAUGUCC